Molecule: messenger RNA, 1362 nt
Organism: Prunus armeniaca (apricot)
Lineage: Eukaryota; Viridiplantae; Streptophyta; Magnoliopsida; Rosales; Rosaceae
Source: the annotation of a GenBank genome assembly
AUGGCAUCCACUGACCUUCCACUGAUCAUGCUAGACCACCUCUACUCCAUGGACAGUAAUCUUAAAGUGGGAGGGCCGCUCUUGUUGCUGGAAGAUGCCCGUGAGAACCCUGUUGUUGGUGAUGAGCCAUCCCCUGAAACCGCUCCUGUAAUUGAACCCGCCUCCAUAUCCAGAUGCUGCAUUGAGAAAGGCCUCUUUCCAGCCGUUCCCCUAUUCUUCCAAUACCCUUGUAGCAUCAGUAAAGGUUGGUCAGAAUGGGUCAACCAUGAGCUGCGGGAUCCAGCCACAUGCAACCUCCUGCGCAGAGCACAAGUCCUAGAUGUCAUCUUCCUUUCCAAACUGUGGGAUGUCCAUAUCAAAGCGAAGAUGCUUCGUCACAUGGUCCGGAGGUGGAGCGCUGCUACUCACACCUUUGUUUGUUCAUGGGGGGAAUUUACUCCUACCCUUGAAGACAUGGCGAAUAUCUCUCGCCUUCCAAUUUGUGGCGGCCGGAGUCCCUUUGAUGUUGCUCUCACUCCGGCAGAGAGGGACAAGCUGGCAGUUUUACGGAGGGGUGCCCCUACCUCUCCCAACACCUCACUUCGGUUCAGUAACUGGAUACAACAUUUUGGUGAUACAACAGACAGGGGCCCUGCCGCCCGAGGCGACACCAUCCCCUUAGCCCCCAUGUUCCUGGGACAUGUGUUCUUGUGGGAGCGUCUCAAAGGGUUGGAUGUGCAUUCACUCCCCCAUUCGCACGCUAUGAAGUUGGUUGACUGGGGCAAUGGUUAUUUCAUGCCAGACAAUCUCCCAUUAGUUUGCAGGCGGUUCAAGAGGAUGCAGCAGAAAGGCCAGAAUUUCUUAAAGCUGCUGGAUAACAUCGAGAAUUUUGUCUUCCGUCCCUACGGCACCUCAGCAGAGACCUUCACUUUUGUGCCCUUCUAUACUGACAUCAGUGAUACUGCUGAGGUUCCAGCAGCCAUAUCGCAGAGUGGCCAGUUCCGAAAGUAUGCUUUGUUGAACAUUGCUCCCAUCCCAUUACCUAUCCUUGGAGACAACCGUCCAGAGGUUUCCGUGACCUACUCUCCACAUCGAGUCAGGCGGCAGUUCGGGCUUGACCAAGGGGUACCCAGUAGUCCCAACCAUGGUGACCCCUUUGCACUACAUAGGGUCUUCUGGAGCAAUGACCACAUACCAGCCAGUUGCAGGCUCAUCGUUUUAGCAAGCAAGACGAGGGUUGGUGGCUUCUCUAGAGGCUACCAAGCUUACUGGAACCACUGCCUCGCUUCCUUCCGUGAGUUCCAAUCCUUUCCCGGGGACAGAUUGCCUCCUACAACAGCCCGCCUUACAGGUGUGGUUCGGAAGAGAAGGCCAUCCCUCUAA